UCUGUAGCCCUACGCGGGACAUCUUCCCCUGCCCAUACAAGUCUGGCACGCAAGGGCCACAAAUCCAACAAUUUCUCUACGAAGCUCUCGCUCGAUCAAAUGUCAUCUGAUGACAAUUCCAGCAUAAAAGAAUCCCCCAAAAAGCCACAGAAACACUUGCGAAUCGUCAUAGCACUAAGGCGCAGGCUUGCCCCUCCUGUUCACAUUAUUCAAGAAAUCGGCGCCAACAAUAGACCUGCGUUUGAAGACACUAGCGACCCGGGUACCUUUGAAAUGACCAAGGCUGCUUCAAAGAAGUUGCAGAGAGUUUUAGCGUCGUAUGGUCAGGACCCAGCCAGGGCCAGCGUUACGGCGGCCGAGGCGACGUCAUAG
This is a messenger RNA of Pyricularia pennisetigena, 372 nucleotides long. RefSeq lists its product as uncharacterized. NCBI's taxonomy places the organism in Eukaryota, Fungi, Ascomycota, Sordariomycetes, Magnaporthales, Pyriculariaceae. The transcript has a single exon. The annotation marks the transcript as partial. The record is from RefSeq and is a predicted model, not a curated record.